AUGACAACAAGGUAUUCGGAAAUUUUCUGGGGGCUGCUGGACCCUUGGAAGUUCAUGUUCAACUCUUUGAGCUACCUGCCCUCGACUGUUGUCCGUCUCGUCCGCACAAGGAGCAUCUUCUCUCUGGCCACGCUGCAAAGCGAAUGGUUUUCUGAUUUCUGGGCCUGGGCGGGGCCCGGUGUGAGAGACUCGGCCCGUCCCAAGGUCGUCCCUCUGCUGCAGGGCCGAGUGCAUGCUGGCAGAGCAGUCGACUACGAGGCACACCCGCCCGUCUCCGGGACGGUGCUGGAGAUCGGUCCCGGCAGCGGCAUGUGGGCUGGUCUGCUAGCCUCGACGGAGGCUACGCGGAUCAUAGGCGUCGAGCCCAACACGGCCGUGCACCCGGCCCUCAAGGCUGCCGUUAAGAAGCACGACCUUGCAAGCCGCUACGAGAUGGUGCCGUACGGGAUCGAGGCCCUGGCCGACGCGGGAGUCGUGGCCGAGGGCCAAGUAGAUUGCAUAGUCAGCAUCCUUUGCCUCUGCAGCAUCCCGGACCCAGAACACAACAUGCGGCAGCUCUACCGCUAUCUCAAGCCCGGUGGGAGGUGGUAUCUGUACGAGCACGUCCGAUGCGAACACAGCCGCUUCAUGGUGUUGUAUCAAGCUCUGGUAAACAUAUUUUGGCCGCGGGUCAUUGGAGGUUGCCAGCUUCGGAGGAGGACGGGCGAGCUGAUUCGUGCCGCCGGCGACUGGUCAGAUGUCGACCUCGAGUCGCUCUACCAGGAGCCUUGGUAUAACACCGUACCUCACAUACUGGGAAUCGCAACCAAGUGA
Messenger RNA from Pyricularia pennisetigena, 813 nucleotides. RefSeq lists its product as uncharacterized. The transcript has 3 exons. The record is from RefSeq and is a predicted model, not a curated record. The coding region runs from base 1 to 813 and encodes 270 amino acids. Lineage: Eukaryota; Fungi; Ascomycota; Sordariomycetes; Magnaporthales; Pyriculariaceae.